Molecule: messenger RNA, 459 nt
Organism: Alternaria conjuncta
Lineage: Eukaryota; Fungi; Ascomycota; Dothideomycetes; Pleosporales; Pleosporaceae
Exons: 2
Coding region: 1-459 (152 amino acids)
Cellular component (GO): mitochondrion
Source: RefSeq, a predicted model, not a curated record
AUGGGUACUCUUGUUGGCAUGCCCGUAACUACCCCAAAAGGCCUUCGCUGGAAGAAGGACCGGUCUUCAGGGGUGAUGCCCGAAUGGACCACCGACCCCAGUAUUGAGGACAUCACAACCCUCGUGCGACGAGAGCUGAAGAUCCCGACUUCAGACCCAUGCAACAACUUCGACAAGGAUUACACCGUCACAUGUGGCCGCGGCCAAGAAUACAUCCUGCGUCUAACCGUCCCUGUCGACGCACGAUCAAAGACUAUGAGCGAGGUGGCUACUAUCGAGUACAUCCGUCAUCACACUGAGGUUCCAGUACCACAGGUCUUCUGCUACCAGGCUAAUACCGACAACGAACUUGGACUUGAGUGGAUACUUAGGGCGCGUAUGCCCGGUCGCAAACUUGGUGACGGACAUGAACUAAAACUGCACGACAACUGUAUCGCCGCAAAAAUUAACAUCGCUUGA